CCCCUUCCGGUCCGCUCGGCUCUGUCUCCCCCCGGACCCACGUGUGUUUGGAGCGGAGUGAACUUGGAGCUGCUGCUGCGGCGGCCGUCCGUGAGGUUGUUGUUUCUGGACACCGCGGGGCCUCGGUGGCCAGGACAUCGUCAUGCCUAAAGGACUGAAAGGAAAAAUUGUAGGACGGGAAAAAAAAGUCAUCCAUCCGUACAGCAGGAAAGCAGCUCAGAUUACAAGAGAGUCUCACAAACAAGACAAGAAGGAGAGAUUGAAGACUGAGAGGGCCUUGCGUCUCAACCUUAUUGGUGACAAACUUCAGUGGUUUCACAGUCAUCUGGAUACAAAAAAAACAAGAUAUUCAAAGAAGGAUGCCUGUGAAUUAAUUGAAAGGUACUUGGGUCGAUUCAGCAGUGAGCUGGAGCAGAUUGAGCUGCACAACAGCAUCAAGGACAGACAGGGCCGGCGCCACCACUCCCGGGAGACUGUCAUCAAGCAGACCAUGGAGCGGGAGCGGCAGCAGUAUGAAGGCUACGGCUUCGAGAUCCCAGACAUUUUAGACACUAAUAAUCUGCAGACUUUUCGGGAAUGGGAUUUUGAUCUGAAGAAAUUGCCAAACAUCAAAAUGAGGAAACUUUGUGCUAAUGAUGCCAUCCCCAAGAAGCGCAACAGAAAGCCAUUUAAUGUGGAAACAGAUUUAAAUAUAGAGAAAGAUUUAGGGGAAUUAGAACUAACGGUGGGAACUGGAGACGCUAAAGAUGGGGAAUUGGAACCAGCGAGCGAAGCAAGCGACUCGGAUGAAGAAAUGACUCCAGUGCCUGCCCGCCCCUGAUGGAAUCCCUUGAGACCCUCCGCCCACUCCUGACGCUGAAUACCGGGCCUGGGAGCUGAGCUGAGAGUCUGAAUACCAACCCAGUGCAGUUCUGGCGAGGCGUCUGUCUACGUCACUGCAUGGCCAACGGUGUCAUAGUGGUGGAAUAGGAGACGGAGCGGGUGCAGAGGAAGAUAAGCCAGCGAAUGGGAAGGGGCCUGUGUUGCCACCUCCUGAAGUCCUGUCACCUCUGAACAUCACCAUACUGGGGUGGAGGGUGUGAGCAGCAAUUUUCUAACACAUUAAACUGUAUCCAAAACACCAUUGACCUUCAAAGACCAUUUAACCUGAAUUUUGCAGAAGGGAAAAUUGGAGAAAAAAAAAAAAAAUAGGGUUAGGAGGAUGGCUUGGUCAGGGAAGGGCUCCCGAGGGCCUGAGUCUCUUUCCAAACAGGGCUGUGUGGCGGGCUCCCGAUGUCUCAGUGCUGGGGAGUGGGAGGGGGGGUAGGGACAGUAAACAGGCACAGAGUGACCGGUCCUGGCUCAGUAGUCCACGUGUGACAGUGGUACUCUGGAGGGUCAGUGCUCCCAGACCCACUGCCAACACUGCCUUUAAGGGCACACAGCAUGGGAUUGCCCCAUGGGCUUCAGUCUUGGAUGACGUUUUAAUACGUGCCAUUGUGUAUUGGAAGUAACUUGUUUUUUGAUUUUACCGAGAAUCGCACCACAUUUGGCUUGAUUCUCAGAAGAAAAUUUGGAUUUUUGAAACACGUUAGGACUAUUCAAGGGCCACGGAGACUUUAAAAGACCAUGAUGUUUAACUAAGUGCAUUUUGGAUUUACAAAAGACUUUGAGGCCAAAGGCAGAACGCUGUGGUUUGGAUUUUAAAUGUCUCCCGCAAGCUCCUUCUUUGCACAUUCAGACCCUACCUUCCGGUGCUGCUUUGAAGGUUGUGGAGGAUUUAGGAGGGAGGGAUCGGCUGUCAGUAGGGCCAACUCUGAAGGUUAUGCCUAUCCUUGGGUCCAGUUGUCUACCACCGUGCAGGUUGCCAAGUUGCUCCAGAAGCUGUGGCAGACCGAAGUCCUUCUGAAAUGGAGCCAGAACACACUUCCUUAAUGUCUCCCCCCCCACCAUGCGCUUGAAAUUUGGAUCACAGCAGCACAAAAGUAGCAAAUCCAUCUUUCAGAUAACAGUUGAGCUAGCACUUGAGGUGAUUCUUUCCUGCCUGUUCCCAGGCAGCGGAUCUGUCAGAGAAUCCCAGGCAAAAGGCCGUUGCCUGUGCACAUUGCUAAGUGAUGGUGCUCUCAGUUCUGCAUAGUGAUCUUCCGGUUUCCCCAUUACGUUUUCCUAACUUCGUGGUCGGUAUUUCAUGACUUCUUCAAGGUUUCUAACUGUUCAGAUACGAGUCUGCUGAAUCUUCAGCUGUUGGGUCUGCAGUAAAAGCAGUGCUGUUCUGCUGUAACAGAUGCAGUAUUCUUUUCACUUUACAGACAAGCAGACCCCACUCUGUGUUGUUUUCUCUGAAUCAUGCAGUAAAUCUCUCAUGUAAUUCCACAAGACAGAACUGGGUGUCUGCUCUUUAAGCAUUAUAGUAAACUACUUCCUAAACAAGGUAACUUGGGAAGCUGAGGAAUGAAUACGUGUGUGCAUAUGUAGACAUACUCACUGUACACACACUUAGGUGACCCUAGGAAAGCAGACGCCAUGCUCUGGGACGCUCGUGCCCUGCUCUGUCCUGAAGUCUUCUAACGAGGCCAGCUGUUCUUUUCUUUGAAGCUAGAAACUUGACUUCCACUGUUCUAGAAGUCUGCAAACAGCUCCACAGGCUGCAGGCAGUGGGCGCAGAGUGAGGAGCUGCGCUCCAUCCACCUGGACAGCAGAGCAUCGUACUGAAAUACUCCUCAAACUUGUUCAAGUGGGCUUGGGAAGCUUAUGUAUUAUUUCCUUUGGCUAAUGUAUAUUUAUUAUCUAUUUUUUGAGAUCCAUUGAAAGAAAGCUAUUUCUUGGUCCAAAGAAUGCUAUCUAUUCUAGGCCUAUGUGGAGACCUAAUAAUAUUUCAAGCUACCUAAAACAUGAGUUAAUCUGGUUGGGCUGGUCCAUCACCUGGCUAAGAGACUACUCCUUAGAAAGGCCAGUUCACCUUAACUCAUGCUAAAGAGGGGAGGAAUAAUUAUCCCUUUAAUGAGGUAAUGUGCUUUUCUUACCCAGAAGGCUGGCCACAGGUACAGUCAGGAUUGAGCUGCCACGAAGCUGUUAGGAGGACACACCUCAGGAAAAGGCGUUACUUUUCUCUUUCUUCCUCCAAUGUGAUUCUGAAUUUGGGCAUUGCUUUCCCUCACCCUUUGGACUCUCACUUCACUCUGAAGCGCUCCUGCAUUCUGUGUGGCCACUUUCAGAACGAGGCUGACACCCAUGCUAAACAUGCUGUCCUUACUGAGACUGCAUGGCUCUUCACCUUCUUCAUCCUCUCUUCUGACGGCUGCUGCGAUUCCCAGUUUGUCUGCCCUGUUGUUGAUGAAAGUCUAAUAAAGUUGUCCAGGAGCUUC
Peromyscus leucopus (white-footed mouse) is the source of this 3344-nucleotide messenger RNA. It is a transcript of the gene Tma16, whose product is annotated as translation machinery associated 16 homolog. Gene Ontology annotation, cellular component: nucleus. NCBI's taxonomy places the organism in Eukaryota, Metazoa, Chordata, Mammalia, Rodentia, Cricetidae. The record is from RefSeq and is a predicted model, not a curated record.